Molecule: messenger RNA, 930 nt
Organism: Amphibalanus amphitrite
Lineage: Eukaryota; Metazoa; Arthropoda; Thecostraca; Balanomorpha; Balanidae
Product: glycine-rich cell wall structural protein-like
Exons: 2
Coding region: 226-804 (192 amino acids)
Source: RefSeq, a predicted model, not a curated record
UAACGACGGGUCCACAGAGUCAGACAAUGGCCAGCCAAGUUUCCGGCCCGACACCCUGUGGCCAAAGCCGGCGGCGAUAGCCAAUCCAGGACCGGCCCAUAUCGGCACCUUCCCUAGGAAAGAGCGGCGCCGUAUAUAAGCGGCCGGCGCCCGAGGAAGGUGCCCUCCUCCAGUCAGGGCCAGUCACCACAGGUCACCACUCCACCACCGAUCAAGUCCACCGACAUGAAACUGCUGGUGGUUCUGCUGUCGGCUUUGGCCGCCGCUUCGGCCCAAUACGGCGCCGGUGCUCUGGGCGGAAACCUUGGCGGCUUGGGCGCCAGUCUAGGCGGCCUAAGUGGAGGAAAUCUUGGCAGUUUGGGCGGCAACCUCGGACGUUUGGGCGCCAGCCUCGGAGGCAGCAGCUAUGGUGGCAGCCUUGGAGGUCUAGGCAGCAAUCUUGGAGGACUAAGCAGCAGUCUUGGAGGUCUUGGCAGUAAUCUUGGCAGCUACGGCGGCAAUCUUGGCGGUCUGAGCAGCAGUCUUGGCGGUCUGAGCAGCAGUCUCGGAGGCGGCAGCUACGGCAGCGGCGGCGGCUUCUCGGGAGCCUCGCUGGGCGGUCUCGGCCGGAGUCUGUCGGGAGCAGGCUUUGGCGGAAGUCUCGGCGGCGCCAAUCUCGGGGGCCUGGGCGCCAGUCUGGGCGCCAGCGGGCUUCGCGGGGGUUACGGGGCGUCGGGUCUGAGUGGCGCCGGUCUGGGGGGCGCCGGCGCCCUGGCGGGGCUGGGUCGCGGCGCCCUCGGCGGCUACGGUCGCCGCCGCCGCUAGUCACCUCCCCUUCCAUCAGACCCGUGGCCACUCUCCAUUUCAUUGUGUUCCCAAGAGCUGCGAGUGCUGUCGAAAUUGCACACAAAUUGCACUUAAUACAUCACCAACUGAUAAUUUGUGUGUGCA